CGAUAACAAUUAGUGUUCGAUCAACGCCGUGUUUUGUAUUCUUGUCGCCUUGCGAAAUUAAAAUGCUUUUAAUUAUAUAAUACUGUGCUGGGCUGCUACUGUAGUUAUGGAUCGAAUUGAUACAAUCAAGCGAAAGCCCAGACGCACUCACGGCACACCAUCGUAUGCCUACCGGAAUCGCUUUGCCUACGCCCUGCUAGCAGCUGGAGCUAUAUGCUUUGGAAUUUGGAGCUUAACUCCCAUGCAGCGCUUGUCAAACGAGAAGCUGUGUAAAAUACUACUGACACCCUCGGAGCAGGAAAAGGACAGAAAAGGCCUGUUCGAGUUUGGCGCGCCGCGUCCGGCACAAUUUAUUAGAGAAGCCAUCGAGGAGGCUGAGAAUCUAAGGACAGAACGCUAAGCAUGGAUCGCCAGACGCGAAAAGCGAACUUCAAGAACUUGCAGCAAGAAUCCAAAAAGCUUCGGUAAUUUUAAUUUAAACAUGUUUUCGUAGUUGUUGAACAAUAAAAUGUAGUUAUCUAACCAA
Drosophila obscura is the source of this 526-nucleotide messenger RNA. RefSeq lists its product as uncharacterized. The transcript is spliced from 2 exons. Lineage: Eukaryota; Metazoa; Arthropoda; Insecta; Diptera; Drosophilidae. The record is from RefSeq and is a predicted model, not a curated record. Bases 107 to 400 code for a protein of 97 amino acids.